Scheffersomyces coipomensis is the source of this 1114-nucleotide messenger RNA. It is a transcript of the gene PIR32, whose product is annotated as Pir32p. Gene Ontology annotation, biological process: fungal-type cell wall organization. Lineage: Eukaryota; Fungi; Ascomycota; Pichiomycetes; Serinales; Debaryomycetaceae. Gene Ontology annotation, molecular function: structural constituent of cell wall. The record is from RefSeq and is a predicted model, not a curated record. The transcript has a single exon. Gene Ontology annotation, cellular component: fungal-type cell wall. The coding region runs from base 192 to 1076 and encodes 294 amino acids.
GUUGGCGGCUAAAAAUAUGAUCUGGGAUUUUUAUAAUUUUUGUUUAUAAUUCUUAAUUAUUCUUUUGUUUUCUAUUCCUUUCUUCUUCUUCUUCUUCUUUCUUUAAGAUAUUAUUCAAGUGUUUAUUCAAUCAUACCUUAUAAACAUAUCUCACAUAUCAACAACAACUACAACUACUUCCAUCCCUUACUAUGAAGUCAUUAGGAUUAUUAUUAAUUCCAACUUUAGUUUCCGCCAUAUGGACUCCAGAAACAGGAGGUGAUUGGUCUCAAUUAAAACCUGAAUCAUCAGAUUUACCAGGUAGCUUAGAUACAGUUCUGUUCCCCUUUGGUAUUGUCGUUAGUCCUUAUGUUUUAAAUAAUGAAGGUGAAUAUGAAGAACCAACUAUUUCUUCUGUUGUUAGAUCUUUAACUACUACUGUUAUUACUGCCGCUCCUAAACCUACUAGAUCAAUUGAUAUUAUUAAUCAAAUUGAAGAUGGUCAAGUUCAAAAGAGUCCAUCUUCGGGUUCUAAAGGAGACGAUGAAGAAGAUGAUGAUUGUAUUGGUGAUGAUAAUGAAUCUGUUGGUGUUCCAAUUGAAGAACCUCAAUCUCCAGCUCCAGCUCAACCACAAGUUCCAAUGUUAAAUCCAGUUCCUGUUGAAGAAGAAGUUGAAGAAGUUGAAUGUCUUGAUGAUGAUUAUGAAGAACCUGUUAAAAAAAGAUCUGAAUUAGAUUAUGAUUAUGAUGAUAAUGAUGAUGAUGAAAAUUAUUUAACUUCACCUGUUUAUGCUGUUGCUUGUUCAUCAAAUACAACUUUACAAAUGACUCUUACUGAUUCAAUCUUAAGAGAUUCAAGUGAUAGAAUUGGUUGUAUUGUUUCUGGUCAUCAAUUUCAAUUUGAUGGACCUGUUCCCCAAUAUGGUGCUCUUUAUGCUGCUGGUUGGUCAAUUACAAAUAAUGGUCAAUUAGCUUUAGGUAAUUCAACUAAAUUUUAUCAAUGUGCAUCAGGUGAAUUUUAUAAUUUAUAUGAUCAACCAAUUGGUCUUCAAUGUCAACCUGUUACAUUAGAUGUGGUUGAAUUAAUUGAAUGUUAAAAAUCUAUGAAGAUAUUAUUAUUAUUAAUAAUAUUAUU